Harpia harpyja (harpy eagle) is the source of this 4799-nucleotide messenger RNA. RefSeq names its product Sp1 transcription factor (gene SP1). Bases 46 to 2331 code for a protein of 761 amino acids. NCBI's taxonomy places the organism in Eukaryota, Metazoa, Chordata, Aves, Accipitriformes, Accipitridae. The transcript has 6 exons. Gene Ontology annotation, biological process: regulation of transcription by RNA polymerase II. The record is from RefSeq and is a predicted model, not a curated record. Gene Ontology annotation, molecular function: RNA polymerase II cis-regulatory region sequence-specific DNA binding; DNA-binding transcription factor activity, RNA polymerase II-specific.
CGCCCCGACGCCGCUUGGGCUCGUCCUCCCCCCCUCCCGGCCACCAUGAGCGACCAAGAGAGUCCCGAGGAGAUGGCGACAGUGAAGCCCGAGAAGGGCGAAGGAGAUGCCAGCAGUAACAGCAGCGCAGGCAGUGGGGAGGGCCAGGAAUCGCAGCCUUCCCCGCUGGCUCUGCUGGCAGCCACCUGCAGCAGGAUCGAGUCUCCCAACGAGAACUCCAACAGCUCCCAGGGCCAGCAAGGCGGGAGCGGCGAGCUGGACCUCACAGCCGCUGCCGCUCAGAUAGCCCAGUCCGCCAACGGCUGGCAAAUCAUUUCUGCCGGCUCCAGCACGCCGACGGCCUCCAAAGAACAGGGCAGCAAUGGCAGCAACGGUGGAGAUGCCUCCAAAAGCCGGCCCGUGAGCGCGGGGCAGUACGUGGUCACGACCACUUCCAGCCUGCAGAACCAGCAGGUGCUCACAGGCCUGCCGGGAGUUAUCCCAAAUAUCCAGUACCAGGUCAUUCCCCAAUUCCAAACCAUCGAUGGGCAGCAGCUCCAGUUUGCCACCACCCCUGCCCAAGUCAACGUGCAGCAGGAUGCCUCUGGUCAGCUCCAGAUCAUCCCCGGCACGAACCAGCAGAUCAUAACGAGCCGAGCGGGGACGAGUAACCUCAUCGCCAUGCCAAACCUGCUGCAGCAGGCCGUCCCCAUCCAGGGCGUGGGCUUGGCCAACAACACCCUCUCAGGGCAAACCCAGUACGUGGCCAACGUCCCCGUGGCUCUGAACGGCAACAUCACCUUGCUGCCCGUCAACAGCGUGGCCGCCAGCCUGGCUCCCACCUCUCAGACGGUCACGUUGAGCAGCUCCGGCUCUCCGGACAGCAGCUCCCAGCCGGCCACCUCAGGCGCUGCCAUCAGUUCCACCAACACGGCCACGUCUCAUGCUAGUUCUGGCGCCUUUUUUACCAACGCCAACAGCUAUUCCACCACCACCACCACCAGUAACAUGGGCAUCAUGAAUUUUUCCACCAGCGCAACGGUGGGAACCAACGUCCAGGCGCAGACGCCCCAGAGGGUCAGCAGCGUCCAGAGCUCGGACUCACUGCAGAGCCCAGUUUCUGGGGUGGCUUUGCAGCCGGGGCAGCAGAAAGAGGGGGAUCAGAGCCAGCAAUCACAACAGCAGCAGCAGAUACUGAUCCAGCCGCAGCUAGUCCAGGGAGGGCAAACGAUCCAAGCCCUCCAGACCACCCCGCUCUCUGGCCAGACCUUUGCCACUCAAGCCAUCUCCCAAGACGCCUUGCAGAACCUGCAGCUCCAAGCUGUCCCCAACUCUGGGCCCAUCAUCAUCCGAACGCCCACGGUGGGUCCCAACGGGCAGGUGAGCUGGCAGACCAUCCAGCUCCAAAACCUUCAGGUUCAAAACCCCCAGGCCCAGACAAUCACCUUGGCCCCCAUGCAGGGAGUGUCACUGGGGCAGACGGGCAGCACCAGCACCACGCUCACCCCCAUCGCCUCCCUCCCCAGCGGCACUGUCACGGUCAACGCUGCCCAGCUCUCCUCCAUGCCAGGCCUCCAGACUAUUAACCUCAGUGCCUUGGGAGCGUCUGGGAUCCAGGUGCAUCAGCUGCAAGGGCUGCCGCUGGCCAUAGCAAACACUGCCGGUGACCACGGUGCUCAGCUGGGUCUUCACGGCACGAGCGGAGACGGGCUGGGAGACGAGAACGCGGCUGUGGAGGAAGGAGAGACCAGCCCGGACCCGCAGCCCCAGCAAGGACGGAAAGUGCGGAGGGAAGCGUGUACCUGCCCCUACUGCAAAGACAGCGAGGGAAGGAGCUCUGGGGAUCCAGGUAAAAAAAAGCAACACAUCUGCCACAUCCCGGGCUGCGGGAAGGUGUACGGCAAAACCUCUCACCUCCGGGCUCACCUGCGGUGGCACACUGGGGAGCGACCCUUCGUCUGCACCUGGAUCCUCUGCGGGAAGCGUUUCACCCGGAGCGAUGAGCUGCAGCGACACAAGCGCACGCACACUGGGGAGAAGAAAUUUGCCUGCCCGGAGUGCCCCAAACGCUUCAUGCGGAGCGACCACCUCUCCAAGCACAUCAAGACCCACCAGAACAAGAAGGGAGGCGCGGCCAACAACGUGGCCAUGAACGUCUCCGCCGUCCCCAUGGACACGGGGGCCUCGGCAGAGGGUAACGGCGGGGCCACCCCCUCGGCCCUCAUCGCCACCAACAUGGUGGCCAUGGAAGCCAUCUGCCCCGAGGGCAUCGCCCGCCUGGCCAGCAGCGGCAUCAACGUGAUGCAGGUGGCCGACCUCCAGUCCAUCAACAUCAGCGGCAACGGGUUCUGAGGGCGAAGCGGGACGCGGGCACCGGUGGGCGACACGGCGGCGCCGGGCGGCACGGGGCCGAGAGGCGAGCGGAGACGGAGCCGGGAGCUAUUUUCACCGCGAGGGCGAUGUCCCUUGUCACCCUCCAGCACUAAAGCCCAGCUCCUCUUACCUGGGAUCGCAGCCCUCCUUGAGCUGUCUGACCUCCGGGGCCCGGUGACCACACACGAAGGCCAGAGCUAUAUAUAUAUUUUUUAAUUUCGGCUUGACCUUAUUAUUUUUUUUUUUUUUUUUUCCCCUUCUCCCUCCACUCCCUCCCUGAGAUCCGUCUGCCCCUCCGUAGCUAGCCUUCGACGCCAUCAUGCCUUGGUAAAAGUAUAUGAUUCUUGAAAUACUUUUUAGGAAAAAAAAAAAAACCAAAAAAACCAAAAAAAAAAAAAAAGGAAAAAAAAAAGAAAAAAAGAUUCUAUAUUAUUAUUAUAUAUAUAAAAAUAUAAAAUGUGUUCGUUUGAGAGAGGAGAGAUUUUGCUGCGACCAUGGUUUGGUCUCUUUGAUGCCUUAUCUUGGGACAGGUUGACCCUCUGGGGCAGUUCGGACAGUGCCCGAGCUGUCCUUCAGACCUUAUAUUACAUUUUAAAUUGUAAUCUUAAAAAAAAAAAGAAACACCCCGACCCCCUGGUCUUUUUCAUACGCUUUGCUUUUAGGUUGUUCUUUAAUUUCUUUGUAAUUAUUUGGGUGAGGUUUUGCUUUUGUUUUUUUUCUCCCUCUUGUAAAAACAGCUGCCCUCUCCCUGCCCUUCACUGGACUUUUUGAUCUUUAUUUUCCAGCGAUCUUCUUCGCGAAGAUCCUUUUCUUCCAGCUUUUCUAAUCCUCGCUCUGGCGGGCUGAGCGGUGACUCUACAUGUGGAAUCGAUUUGUAAAGGGUUUCGUGCAGGUUCACUCGAGCUAUUUAGCAGAGGGUCUGGGACCUGGUGCGUUGGGGUACAGUGGGAGACGGCUUGGGAGGUCCUCCUCGGGGAAAAUACCUAUUUUUUUUUGGCCGCCGUUGGUCUCGAGAAUAAUAAUAAUCCUGAAAAAUCAGCACCUCCAGAGCUGGUCGGCGGGAGACGGCACUUUUCCACCCCGAUGAGGUCCCAGCGGCGAGGGCAAAGCAUCGAGGGGACGCAGGAUGGGCCGUCACCUCGUGGGUCUUGCCGUGACGCUGCUGGAGGUGGCUCCUCGCGCUUCCUCCUAAAAGAAAAAAAAAAGGGUGUGGGAAAUGGGGGACAGUUUGGAGAAAACCCUUUUGGUUUUCCAAUACCUGGCUUUUCCCACCCCGGGAGGACCGGGAUGGCUGCCUUCUUCCGUUCUUCCUCCCACACCCUCCUCUUCCUGCUCCAGUCCAGACAAUAUCUGCCCUUUCCCCUCCGGCAGUAAACAGGCAGGGGCUCCCCUGCCCGCCGCAGGAAGGAGCCGUGGGGGGGGGCCCAGCACCGUCCCCCCGAUACCAGGGGGAUUUCAUCUCAGGGUGAUGCAGAGCGCGCGGGGCAGCUUUAUUUCGUCCCCGAAACAAGGCAGCAGUGGGACGUGGAUCCCAACCACCCCCUCGAAGGCUGCAGGGAGCCAUUCGGUGAAAUCUCUUCUUGUUUUCGAGCAGAAAUUUCGGGGUGAGAUGAGCACGAAGUGGGUCUGAGCUGGAGAGGAGAGAGCUCCGCCGGGAAGUUUAGAGGAGAGCUGAGCAGAGCGUCGGUCAUAGGAAAAACCUGGGAUGUGGAAACCAGCCCCAGUUCGGAGCUGGAGAGGGGGUCGAGCUCACGUUAGUGGUUCGGAGAGGUGGAGGCGGCCGGGGGCAUCCCCGUCUCGCUGGGUCAGGUUUGUCGCGUGUAUCCCCUUUGUUCACGGGGGGGAAAGCCGGCACGGAGGCGAGAAGCCCCCGCUUUGCUCGCUGAUCUCAGAUCCGAGAAUCCCACCUGCCAAAGGCAUCUUCCUCCCUCCCCACCCGAACACGGGGGGUUCUGUUGUAUCAUUUUCUAGAACUGUUUUAUUUUUCCCCGCCUGAGGAUAACCAGGAAAUUUCCAGGAUGCUGAGAGCGGCAAUCCCCACCGCCGUGCUCCCCGCUCCCGGAGAUGCCUCCUUCUGCCCUGGCUGCCUGGUGGGGCUUCGGCAGAGCUGGGACCAGCGCCGGGGAGGGAGAUGCCGACUCGGGGCUGAGGUUGCCAAAAUUGCUCAGGUGGGCUGGAAAGGCCUUGGAGAGGAGUUAAACCAGCGCUCCCCAGCCGGGGCACCCCCAGGAGAGCUACCGGGGCUGAAUUUUCUACCGAACCCUGAGUUCAAUCCGUGCUCGGAUGCUUCUCGCGGUGGGGUGGGCUCGCCGGAGCCAGGGAACCCCCCGAAUCCACACCAGGGACCCCCCCUGGGGCUGAACCAUCGGUGGCAAAACCCAGCCAAACUGUGAAGGGCGAAGGUGUUUUUACCUUGGUUUUUUUUUAAGGAAAAAAAAAAAGAAAAA